This is a messenger RNA of Oldenlandia corymbosa var. corymbosa, 2407 nucleotides long. The record is from the annotation of a GenBank genome assembly. NCBI's taxonomy places the organism in Eukaryota, Viridiplantae, Streptophyta, Magnoliopsida, Gentianales, Rubiaceae.
AGGUAAACGAACUCUCUGGCCGCCGCUCUCUUUUUCUUCGUUGAAUUGUGGGCUUCCAAUCUUAUGCACUUUAUUUUGGUGUUGGAUUUUCUUCUUUCAGUAUGUUAGUCGAACAACUAGCGCGUGUAUAUGAAUUGAAUCAACUUUGUUCAUCUUCGGCUGAUUCUCUGUGUGUUUUGUUUUUUUUUUGCUUUUUUAGAUCUAAAGUGUGAACGAUUUCGUCUACCGUGGACCUGAAUCUUUGUUCAAAGGUAAAAAAAAACCCUCUGUCGCUCUUGGCUCUGUCCUAAUUUUAGACGAAAUCGUACCAAUUAAAACGAGCUUGUUCUUAUUUCGGUUUUUUUUUUUUUGUUUUCCUUUUUUUCCUGGUUUGCUUGGAUUCAAGGAAAGAAAGAUGGAUAACGCCCGUGUUCUCAGAUCCUCCACUAAAAAAUCCGCCACUAAGGUAAUAUCUUUGUCCCUUCAAAUCCUCUUUCCUUGUGUUGGGAUUAGGGUUUAUUUCGUUGUGCUGUUUCCUUGAAUUCCCAUUUAUUUUAUGCAGGACAACGGAUCCGCCUCCGCUUUACCUGAAUCCUCCACUAAGGUAAUAUCUUUGCCCCUCCCAAUCCUCUUAUCGUGUGUGGGGUUAAGGGUUGAUUUCGUUUUUCUGUUUCCUUGUUGUAUUUCCUUUAUUUUAUGCAGCACUGCCAGCCCUUAGUUUAGAACUUGGUCCUUCCUUUUUCAUCUUAGUUUUCCUCUUAUCUCUUUUUUCUUUCUAGUUAUUACAUAUUUUUUAAUCUUAUUAGCUCUGAAAAUAAGUAGGCCAGAUCCCACAUCAAUUUAAUUUUGUUGGUUUUGCCUGCAUUUUGAAGGGGUUGAAUACGGAUUCGCUGAAGAUUUUGAAUGAGGUGGGGACGUAUUCGGCGGAGCAGUUGAAGAAGUUGAGGAAGACGAGGGCAUGGAAGGAGUUGACGAAAGCGCUGGCUUUGUCUCCAUUGGAAGAGAUGAAGAGGAGAAGGAGGGAGGGUAUUCCCCUAGCUGCUCCACCUGUAACGUGUCAACGAAUUUAUCUAAACGAGGAUGGCUCUUUUCCAUCGUAUGCGCCUAAAUUCGAGAAGGGAACCACUGUUCUUGGUCUGGUUUUUGAAGAAGGAAUUAUGGUAGCGGCUGAUCAUUCAACCACACCUGCCCGGAACGUUGUUCAACUGAAUUCUCACAUGCUGGCUACAAUAUCUGGCGGAGGAGAAGUUUUGCUCAAAAAUCUCCAAAAGAAGUGCAACCUACAAGAAAAGAGCCAGGGUAGGGAGCCUACACUUGCAGAGGUAUCGAGCUGGCUGACCGAGGCUCUUUCGGCUCAUUCCGAUCCUUUGUCAUUAGGAAUUCUGAUUGCUGUGUGGAACGAAUCGGAGCAUGGCCUGUAUCGCAUGAGUUCUAAUGGGGUACUGGUUAAAGGUGAUAUACUUGCCACUGGAUCUGGUGCGCAGUCUUCUCUUCACGUGGUUGAACUGUCCGAACGCUUUAUGCUGGAUCCUGGAUCUGUUUUUGGCCUGCGGUCCGAGUAUGCUCCAGUUCACUGUAUGUCGGUAACGGAAGUUGCGGCCCUGACCAAAAGGGCGAUAUGCACGGCCGGAUAUAAUGCUCCACACUAUGGGAAUCUUGUUAGUGGUUACCACCUAGGUACUAAGGGGUGCGUAAAGCUCUAUGAGGAUAAUGUUGAAGAAUGGCAGAAGUUUAUCAAAGGCCCAAGUAUCAGGUUCAAGAUAAUUGGUAAAGGAUGGUGAUGCGGUGAGAAUGCAGGAAAAGUUAAAGAUCGAGACCUGACCAUUUAGAGUAUCUUCCAAUCUUGGAUCUUGAUCAUCCCCCCCUUGUGUCCAUUUCAUCAUAUUUUGUGCCUUUUCAAUUACAUCAGGCUUAAUUUUUAGAUCAGUGGAACCUUUAAUUUGAUAGCAUCAAAGAUUGACUGUUGAAACCGUGAAUUUUUCCGUGUGUUUUCAAGUAUUCAUAGUAAUAUCACACUCCGACUGAUGAUAUGAUGAAUUGUGCACAAUUGAUCGAUGUUGUUCUGUGUUUAGUUAAUUAAGUUCUCAUCGUUCAUCGUUAAUGAUGCAAAGGGAGCAAAUGAAUUUUUUAGGUAAAAGUUAGCUAUCUCUUUUGCCAGUAAUAAAAAGAUUAAAGUUGUUUUCAGUCGAUUCCACGAAGCUUAAAGAACUUUGUACUUUGUGGAAAACAACUGAUAACUAACCAUUCCUCUCUCCCCCUCCCCCCAGUAAAUGAUCAGUUAUUUCUAUUUGAUAAUGUAAUAUCUUUCGUUUAUUUUUCCUACCGGAUGCUAACCGCUGUAGUUAGGAGUAUCCUGUCUGUUCUAUGCACCUCUGUAAUUGUCAACAAUAAGAGGUGAUACUCGCAAAAAUGGUGAAACUGAAAAGCU